This is a messenger RNA of Lytechinus variegatus (green sea urchin), 5906 nucleotides long. RefSeq lists its product as uncharacterized. Lineage: Eukaryota; Metazoa; Echinodermata; Echinoidea; Temnopleuroida; Toxopneustidae. Gene Ontology annotation, cellular component: stereocilia ankle link complex; plasma membrane; stereocilium tip. The record is from RefSeq and is a predicted model, not a curated record. Gene Ontology annotation, molecular function: protein binding.
UGCACGCCAGAAUUAGAAAUCCUCGAAAUCAACUAUAAGAUCGAGCGAAAGAAUCUGAUCUACGGACCGGUACCGGUACGAUACGCCCCAUGGCUCCGGUCGGCAGCUAGCGAGCUCCCGCUAGCGCUACGGUACUACGUGCUUAAGCUGUGUUGUGAUUGUUGCAUUGUUCAAAUUAUGUCGGUCGUGACAGAUCCAUGUUUCACCCGCCGAUGAGUUGUCUUACUUUAUCGUUCAAGAGAGGGAUCGAUGUGUGCAAUGGAAGUCUUCAAAUUUUCUAUGCCUGUCCCAACGUUAGGAUUUGGUCGAAGUUAAGACAUUAAAAAACGCAGCGAUAGACCGGUGACAUUGAUUGAUAAAUGAGUCUGAGUGAUCCUGGGAGUCCUGGACUGGAUGUCGAUGGAGUAACGGGAUGCAUCAGCGCCCGAGGGCCGAGGCUGAGUCCACUCUGCUCUGCAGCCUCAGCUCCGCUACCUCGCUGACUCUGCGGCUGGCCUCAUGACCCGACGCUAUCUCAUAAAUGGAAUGAUUGUCAGUGAAGUAUAUGUUCUGCCAAAGGACACAGAAUGAGUAAGUUACUCUAGGAACUGCGCAGAUAAAGGAAAGAUACUUUUGAUGAUCACUAUAUUUCAGAUCUGCCAUAUCUCUGAAUGACAGUUAUCAUGAGGAAACAAGACAUUCUCCCUUGAUUAAAUGAACAUUUGACGAAAAAGCGCUCGGAUUUUAUUUUCAAAAUGGAGGACAAGCAGCAGCGCAAUCUGCGCAACUACCAUCACCAGGCACGGAUUCUCCUGACUGAACGGGAGCGCGAUCUUCUUCAUGACAUGCUGAAGGAGUACCAGAAAUACCACAAUGCUCGGCAGUUCAUCUCUGAUCUACGCAGUAUUCUCAACACGCCAGCAAAGAUGGACCUACUCCGUGAGAUUAGAAACCUGGUGCCUCCUGCUUACUUGCAAGAAUUUGACACCUUGGCACCGUACGACCGCAUGGCUCACCCGAUGGCCACGCAUUUAAUGCAGGACGCUCCUGUCUUUAAGAGGGCUCCUAGCUGGCAUGGGAGGGCUUAUGAAAGGUCUUUUGAUACGCAGAGUGAAGAUUUAGAUAUGAGUCAUUAUGUAGCAACCGGUCCCCGAGUUUUAACAAUCACCAACAAGAAUGAGGAUUUAGGCUUCACAAUCAAAGGAGGAUCAGAGCAGGGUACCCCGGUCUCUGUAAGCAGGGUAGAGAGAGGGUCUGAUGCUGAGAAAAAUGGACUGGCAGUUGGUGAUGAGAUUUUAGAAGUGAACAACAUUAAUUUUGAGGAGAUAGCCAUCAGCAGUGCUAUCCGUGUAUUACAGGGAUCCAAUAAGCUCCGAAUGACCGUUCAGCAUAAUCCUGCAUUAGUACAACACUCUCAAAGAAGACAAUCAAAAGAGAAAACAAAAUGGUUUGAUACCUAUUCUCGUGCAAGGGGCCCGCCAUCAGGUCUGAACGCAUCCACUGCUGGUAUAAACCGAGAAAGGAAAGUAGUGAUUCAGCUUGAUGAGAAACACAGGUUUAUUGGUUUCAACAUACGAGGAGGAAGCGAGUAUGGCCUGGGAAUAUUUGUAUCCAAGACUGAUAGGGGUGGUAUGGCCGAGUACCACAAGAUACAGGUAGGGGAUCAGAUUCUUUCAGUCAAUGGGACUAGCUGUGAGAACAUCCCUCAUGCUGCGGCUGUCGAUCUCAUCAGAGGACAGAAGAGACUUGUCUUGAUCAUUCGUAGCAUGGCAUCAGACAACCUCAAUCAAAGCCAAAACAAAUCAAGCAGGUCACAAAGUACCACUCCUUCCAUGAUUUCUGGCAUCUCCAAUCAACAGCAGCAGAAAUCACCCCCAUUUCCUAAUGGACCAGUCCCACCCAUCCCUAAGCAGAACAAGGACUGGCUGACCAGAGCACCACCUCACGGGGGUGUGCAACGUCUUGAUGCAAGGGACAUGAAAACCAAGCAAUCUCCAGGUGAAAAUGUUCCAGUAAUCAUGUCAGCAAGACAAAAUGUCCAGGGAGGCCCUCAUCUCAGCAACACAACUAUCACAGAUCAUCUCCCCAGCCGACCCUCGUCUGUCCAAUCUCAGCAAUCUACCCAGCGGACACAGCCAUACCAGUCACAACCCGCGACACACCCUACAACACAACCCCCAGCACCUCCACAGCAACAUCUCAGACCAUCGCCACCCCAUCACCCCCAGCAGGUGGUAUCAGGCAGGGGUGGGGACAGCGGGGGUAAGGAGAAGAGGCGUGGCCUUGGGAGAUCUCUUAGUGUCAAACAUCCUGGAGAGAGGAGACUUCCGGUGAUGGAACAGCAAAGUCCCAAGCACAAACCAGCCAAGGUCAAACGAAACAAGACAUUCCGUGCCCUGUUUGGCCUCAAGCCCAAGGUCAAAGGUCACGAGAAGGAGCAACGUGAAUACGACCGGAGCCCUGAGAGGGAGAUCUCCCCUCCAUCUCCCAAGAAGGAUAUUGAGGAGGAGAUCCUGGCAGAGUCAUUUGAUGAGGAUCUAGCCAGGGUGGAUCCCAUUGGGCAGGAGGCAGGAGCCCAUGAUGAGGAUCCUGGAGGAGGGGUGAUGGAGAAGGAGGGCAAGAGACAUAGAAAAGGGAAAAAUAAGAUGACCGGUAUCAUCGCAAGUUUCCGCAAGACCAGACCGGAGGGUAUUGUAAAGAAGCGUCACAACAUCUCCUUACCUCCAGAGGAAGAACAAGAAAGGCCGCCCCCUGCUGACCGUCCUGGGUCAGCCACUAGUUGGGCAUCGAGGAAAGAUAGUUUAGGGGAAUCACUCAGCAACAGCUCCCAUGGCAGUCUUGGCAGGCAGAAGGGAGCUUUCAUCGCUGGAGCAGGAACACAGAUCAUGCAUGUCCAUGCAUCUCAGGCCAGUCAGAUGCCUAUACUCUCAGAAGCUAUCAAGAAAACACUCAAUCAAGAUGAGGCUGCUGCUGUCCAUAGACACAUCAAAAGGUAUCAUACAGAAGGGGAUGUUGACGCUCUUGUGACUCCACUCCUGGCGAUCUUGGACAAACCUGAGAAGGCGGUUCUAUUACGAGAAGUCAGAGGAGUGAUAGCUCCCUUAGACCUGGCUGUCUUUGACUCUAUGGUAUCAAGAAGAGAGCUUGAAGCAAGGAAUUAUCUCAAUGCCAAAUCAGGGUCUGUUUCACCAAGACUAUCAUUUGACAGGAAGCUUCCCUCAAAUCAGCUUGAUUUAAACCAACCAGGUACCUCUAAUAACAAUGAAAGCGAUACAGAAAAGCAGAAGAGGCAUCAGAAUGAAUUGGAAAGACUGCGAAAGCAGAGACAGGAGGAGGUACGACAGGCAACACUAACGGCUACUGGGAGAUCUGCAGACAUUGACCCAUCACCCUACGGACAGAUUGGCUACCCUGCUAACCAGAGCCGCCACGGGAGCUUUGAUACAUAUUCCUUUGGAGAGAGGAGGGACCAAGCCCCGCCUUCUUUCUCCACCUUCAAGGGUGUGGCAGUGGGUGGUUCUGGAAGGGGCAGUCCUGCAAGCAGCAUCUCUGAUGGUAGCCUUUCCAAGAAGACAGCUAAGAGAGUCCUCAUCAAUGCAGCUCCGCAGAUCAUCAGGACAAACUCCACUGGUGAUGAUGUCUCACCACGCAGUGAGGAGGGGCAAGGUGGACAGGACCAAGGAGAUGGUGUCAAGGAUAAUGUCUUUGAAGAUCGGUUUGGGAGAGGGAGAAAUGUUCAUGGGUCAGGAUGGGACCCCUAUGAAACGAUACCUGUGAGCAGGCUGGGUGAUGACUUCUCUGAAUCGCCAAAGAUUCAGAACAAUGAACUUGCUGGUCGGAGGCAGGCGAGUCAAGGUUCUGGAGCGACGAGUAGGGGUGAGUUCGACCCUCCGUAUGCAGCAAUCAAGAUUAACCCACUGACUGAUGAUGCUCAUGACACCACCGAUGCAAAUGAGAGUGGUCAUGAUAGCUCAGAUUCUGACUACAGCAUUGGUAAGAACGGGAUGUACCGCAUCAUGGGCAGCGAUGCAGAUGAUAACUGGGAUGAUCGGGAUUCAGCAAGUCCACCAAAACCCAAUUCCAAGCCACACAAGCUGAGCCCCAUCCCUGCUUCUCCACCCACUCCCAGAAUCAUCGAACCCACUCCUCCUUCAUCUCCAUCCGAAGCCAGUCAGAACCUCGAUGCUCUUCUGCAGGUCGGGCGAGACAUGAUCUCUACCCCCAACCGUGAUGGGACCAGCUCCAAUCGUUCCAGCGGUAGUAGCUCCGAUGAUCCUGUCUACGCUCAGGUCAUGAAAGGAGCAGCAGCUAGGACUCCUGCUAACUUCCUGGAUGUGAGGGACUCUGUGGAUAGUGCUUCGGAGUCUGAGAGCAGCGCUAAAAGAGUUAGCUUCAGUGAAUUCAAUGGCUCACCAAAACCCCCAAGGAAAGGAAUACUCAAGAACAGUUUCAAUCGCAAUGAGCGUCCUACCGUCCCCAUCAGGAACCCACAGCUUUAUCUUGAUGAUGACGAUGAUGAUGAACCUUCUCCACUCAAGGAAAUCAUUAGGAGCAGGCGAGGAAAGUCACCUAUCAAACCUGCUGCUAGAAGAAGGAUUGACGGCUUCCCAGGGAGAGAGAUCUUUGAAUUUGAGCUCUCAAAGUCACAGUCAUCACUGGGACUCAGUCUAACAGGAGGAAAGGACUAUAAGAACCAGCCCUAUGUAAAGGUAGAUAGGAUAUACCCAGGAGGUGCUGUUGCAGAUGAUGGUAAUCUUACGUCUGGAUGCGUCUUGGUUGGUGUUGAUGGGAUGUCCUUACUGGAUGUUAGUCAUCAGCAGGCCAUGGAGAUCAUCCGUUCAGCUUACAACGAUAAGAGUAAGAAAACAAUGCAGGUCGAGUUCAUGGACGCUCUAUAACAUGCUUUGGCAGUCCAAGUUCUGCAGUUAAUGGCUACUCUGGCGUAAUUUCAAUCAGCAACAUUCCUUGCUACUUAACAACUUCAAGAACGACAUGGAUGCUAAGUCAAGACAAUCAUGGGCAUGAAUCGUAGAAUAUGUAAUGUUUCUUCAUUUUCAAUCAUGUUUUAACUGUCAAACCUUCCUAUUGUAACUACAGUACUUGCAUUAUCUUAUAAUCAUAUUUCUAUUUAUUCCAUGAAGCCGUUUUACAAGUCAGUUUGAUUGAAAACCUUUCAGAAAUUAUUUUGAUAGUGAUCACAGAAAUCUUUACUCAUGAAAACUAUGGAAUCUUCUUUGUCAUUGAGCGAGUUGCUCAGUCAUUUACAUGCCAUUGUCAAUUAUUCUGGUCAGUGUAUUGUCUUAUGAAUGGUGAAGCCAGCAAAUAUGGCAGAUCAAGAUUUGUUUGCUACUCAUAUCUUUUGCUUUGAGGAAAAUUUAAGAAAGAAGGGUGAUAGAGUAUACAUACGUAAUACAUAUGAUGAAAUUUGUACUAUUGUCACCAUACUCAUUUGACCAAGAAUAAUAGUGAAAGAAAAAUGGUUUGUAAAUUGCCGCGAUUGGGGCACUGUAGGUUUUAACUGUUGCUUAUUUCCCCUUUGCUCUUUAAUCUGCCAAAUUCCACUGAAAUCACAUCUAGCUCUUCUUUACUUAGCUUUUGAAAUAAAAGGGUUGGAUGCUGAAUACCUCACUAUACCAAAUUGUCUAUUGCGCUAUAAAUCGAGAAGUUUUCUGCUUUUACAGUGACCAUUCCCUGGCUAUUUUUCAUUAAAUCCUUGUAAUUACAGGAGCAGUUGCUGCAUUCAAUAUUGUAAGGUUUAGCAUUGCAAAGAGCAAGGAAAAGAACAAUUGAUUGAAGGCUAAAUAGACUAUUGCAGUGGAUUUUCUUGACAGUUUAUACACUCGUGUAUAUAAGUGAGGUGUUGGUGAUGGUGUACAUUUUAAGAGAGCAGAGAGAAAACGAAACCUUGACGACAAAAGUAACAUGCA